AUGGCGGUUUCUUCCUCCUCCGCCCUGAUGGUGGCUGCGGCCGUGGCUCUGGGCGGCGGGUUAGUGUUGGUGGCUCGCAGGCUAAUGAGCAGCAGCGGUGCUCGAGCGGCCGGCUCCGGGCUCAUGCGGGGGAAAACGGUGAUCAUCACCGGGGCUAACAGCGGCAUCGGGCGGGCCACGGCGGCCGAGCUGGUCCGGGAGCAGGCCCGGGUGAUCCUGGCAUGCAGAGACCGGGGCCGGGCGGAGGAGGCGGCCCGCGAGCUGCGGCUGGAGGGACCCGGGGAGGUGGUCAUCAAAGAGCUGGACCUCAGCUCACUGCGAUCCGUCCGCAGGUUCUGCCAGGAGGUGGUCCAGGUAAAGACUCUCAGCCAGCCACUGCUGGGAGUGAUAGUCCAACUCAGCCAGCCAGCCACUGGGAGUGCUAGUCCAGCUCAGCCAGCCACUGGGAGUGCUAGUCCAGCUCAGCCAGCCAGCCACUGGGAGUGCUAGUCCAGCUCAGCCAGCCAGCCACUGGGAGUGCUAGUCCAGCUCAGCCAGCCAGCCACUGGGAGUGAUAGUCCAACUCAGCCAGCCAGCCACUGUGAGUGCUAGUCCAGCUCAGCCAGCCAGCCACUGUGAGUGCUAGUCCAGCUCAGCCAGCCAGCCACUGGGAGUGCUAGUCCAGCUCAGCCAGCCAGCUGCUGGGAGUGAUAGUCCAACUCAGCCAGCCAGCCACUGGGAGUGCUAGUCCAGCUCAGCCAGCCACUGGGAGUGCUAGUCCAGCUCAGCCAGCCAGCCACUGGGAGUGCUAGUCCAGCUCAGCCAGCCAGCCACUGGGAGUGCUAGUCCAGCUCAGCCGACCUUUAACUACUGGGAGUGCAGGUUCUUCAAAGCACGCCAGCUGCUUGGAAUGCAAGUCCUAUAAAUCUCAGCCAGCUGGUGGUUGCCGUAGUUCUCUUUAUAGUUUCAGCUUAGCGACCAUUUACCUGUAUAAUGUAAAUACAACCAAUGAUAACGACACUAUUCUUCUUUAAUAACCACCUGUUGAAUAAAGUUUAUAACUACAAGUCCUAUCAAUCACAGCCAGCUGUUGGUUUACUGUAGCUCUUUCCAUAUCUUCAGCUUAGGAACCCCUUUACCUGUAGAAAAUAAACCAAUAGUAAUGACACUAUUUCUCUUUGACUACAAGUCCUAUUAAUCUUAGCCAGUUAUAAGAAGUUGUAACCAUUGAGGUCUUGCAUCCACGCUUUAUUUCCCAGUAUUUAUCAAAGUUCUAAACUUCUCGUCAUGUCUGAAUUCUUUGUCUGUAUUAUGGCUGUAAGAGCAUCAUGGGAGGUGUAGUCCACAACAUCUGGAGCGCUGAAGGUUGCCAUCACCUGACCUAUAGUAUUCAACCAAAUUAUCACAUUGCAAACCCUUAGAGGGUUGUAAUCAGUGUUAUUUUCAGCCUGUUAUUUAUAUCCUACCCAACGCACACAUAGCUGGGCAGGCAGAACUUUUUAUUUACUAACAGAGCAUUUUAUUUACGUACUUUACUUUGCAUCAUUGCAGUUACAUGCUCUUCUAUGACAUCCUAUUGUACUGGGCCUACCGUUGGCAAGUAUUAAUGAUGGGGUAUCUCUAUUGCACCUUCUAGUCACAGCAAGCCUUUGGUAUAUGUAGGCCAAAACGAUAGAUUACUGUCACAUGGCUGAUUUUUAACACAACCGUAUAGCUAAUUAAAAGCUGCUUUUCUAAUUACAUUUCUAUCUUUACAUUUUUACAUACUUUGCCAGCGAAGGCCCAGUUAACUUUUGCAGUGCUGUGUCCCCAGAAUUUCUUUUAGAUACAUCAUGAGAUGGGGUAGACCGUGCAGUGGAAGGUAAGUACAUUAUUCACCCCAGAAAAUGCUGAAAUAGCAUUUACGGAGGUAGAAUAAUGAACUAUCACUACACGCAUGAUUUGACCUAUUUAAUGAAAAAAUAAUUACAUUUUAAAAUAAAGAUUCCUUUGCUCCCAUUUCAUAAAAAAACAACUCCAUACUGUGCAUGAGUCACAGUGCGCGCUUGCCAAACCAGGAAGUGACUUAUAGUAUGUUUUCUAUGCUUUUGUUAAUUUCUUUUCCUCUAUCUUUAAUUCUUUCUUUUUAAAUGUUUGUUAUAUUUAAUGACAUGGGUUUUUUGUUUUUUUUUGAAAGAGAGAACUUUUCAAUGUGAGCACCUGUUAGGUUGCGCAGCAGUCUGAGUUGAAACAUUAAAUGCAGUGAGCUUUUAAAUAAACGAGAAGUGGAAAUUUGAUAACCGUUGUCUUUUAACAGGCAAAGCUUAGGGUGUUGGCGAGUUUCAGUUUCAGACUGUAACUAUCAUUUUACACACAAGUUGUUUUUAAUCUUGAAGUAAAUUCCAUCUAUACAUUGUGCUUGUACAAGAUAUAGAAAAUAUAUAUAUUGGAAGAAAAAAAACAACAACUCUGUAAAAUGUGCUUCCUCCACAGGUCAAUCAGUUCUACAGUUUAGUCAACAUAGAUAUAUAUGUCAUUAACUGAUAUUAGAGAGCAGGAGAACCUUUUUACAGGUGGUUCUCCAUCACCAAUGCGCAGCUUGUGCUGUGAUUACUUCUGCAGUAGAGGAAUAUAGGAACAGAGUAUUGUCAUGACUCUGAUCAAUGUGCUGGCAGUGGGAGGAUUGCGCUGCUUGAUGUAGUACCGAUGCUGGGAUUUUAGUUAGACAAUUACACGUUCAUUUUAAUCUUCGGCUGUCUGCUAUAGAAAGCUUACAGCUAGAAUACAACUCCCAUAAAGCAAAGGCUUGACAUAAUGUACAGGACCCAUGACAGAAUAGUUAAAAUAUCGUAGAUCACAAUUGCGACGAUCGUGGGUUUAAUGCUAUUGCUGGGUGCCUCGAGGUCGGAGGCAGAUCAGCAACAGCAAAUGGUGCUGUCCAAGCACGUGAUCAAUGUGACAUCCAGUAACUGCGAUCACAGUGCUGCUGGGAUAUCUGAUCCACCUCCCAGCUCGUUGUGAAGUGGGGAGAAACUGACCUGAGAAUUACUUUGUGUGCUGCUAGUGAUUCCAUUUUAUCAGUAAUAUUUAAACUCUUUAGCCCUGUAAAUCCAAAUUUUGCCCUUUGAUCAUUUGUUGCAGUGAUCAGAAUACAGAACACAGUGCUUUACUGUCAUCUAUUUUUUUUUUUUUUAAUAAAUAUUUUUUACCAUCAAGGGAUAUAUAUUUUUUUUUUUUUAUUGGUGAUUUAGCAGGGUUGGGUGGAAGUUAGUGGGAAAUUUUCUGUUGCGUUAGAUGUAAAAAAACAAGUUUAAAUUGAAGCAAAAAACAUACACACACACACCAAAAUUAUAAACGCAUCCCUUUUGUUUUUGCCCCCAUUUUUCAUGAGCUGAACUCAAAGAUCUGGAGGGCCGAAGGUUCCCCACCCCUGCUUUAAAGGACCACUAUAAGCACCCAGACCACUUCAGCUUAAUUAACCCUUUUUUUUUUUUUUUCUUUUUUUUUAUAAACAUAGCAGUUUCAGAGAAACUGCCAUGUUUAUAAAUGGGUUAAUCCAGCCUCCAGUGGCUGUCUCUUGACAGCCGCUAGAGGCCCUUGCGUGCUUCUCACUGUGAAAAUCAUGCGCAUUCAGCCAAAGAGGAGGAAGAGAGCUCCCUGCCCGGCGCUGGAGAAAAAGAUAAGUUUAACCCCUUCCUCUCCCCAGAGCCCGCCAGGAGGGGGACCCUGAGGGUGGGGGCACCCUCAGGGCACUAUAGUGCCAGGAAAACAAGUGUUUUCCUGGCAGUAUAGUGGUCCUUUAAGCAUUCACGUAUAACUGGCCUUUGUGAGGUAGUUUGAACGUGCAAGAAUGCUCCAAAAUGGGACAUAGCUCAAUUAAAUCCAUCUAUGAAAAUUCUCGUGUGUGUAUAUGUUAAAGUGAGAAAUCUGUUAAUGUGCACAUUACCUAGUUAAUCUGCAGAUUAACUGAUUUGCCCAUUUUUUUAAAGUGCGGAAUCAAGAAUUUUCCGCACUUUACCUGAGUAAAGUGCACAUUAUCUGCUUCCGUCUAGUUUAAGUGCAAAAUGUUUGUUUCUUUCCCUCGGUAAAAGAGGAAAUUAUUUAUUACAAAAAUGUCCUCACAGCACCUGUUUCACCCUUUCAGUGCAGUCUUUGCAGAGUCGUUCACUUCUCGUCUGAAGGCAGAAAGAUACCGUGUGAACCUGUCUCGAUUUUCUUUUUGCGAGCAAGUUCCUUUCAGUGCACUCCACCAUCAAAUUCUCAAAGCAUAGACUCAUGGCUUGUUGCUUCUCAGAGGGGGGCUGGCUACUAACAAUGCUGCUCCAUAAGUCCGAGAAAUACUUCUCUCAUUGAGGAGAAUGAGACCAAAGAGAGGUCUGCUCAUGGACCACUGAUCCCGACAGUCUUCAAAUAUAUGAUGAUAUUGAGAACAGUGGAGAGCAUCUGCUGGGAUCAUUUUAGGGUGUUGCUGCAUAAUGUGCAGGAAGCGCUCGCUCUCUUGUGGUGGGGGCUCCUCAUUUCUUACCAGUUCAGGAUAACUGUUUGAAGAGUUAUGUGACUAUGUGGUCCAGACAAGAACAGAACAGAAGCCUGGGCACACCAUGGUUUGCUCUAAAGCUGUGAGCACCUCAGAGAGAUGGAGGACAGAAUGAUUUUUUUUUUUUUUUUUUUGCACUUUCACAUGUGUAAUGUGAGAAAUAUUUGCGAAAAUAAAUCAUUUUCUGCACUUUAACUGAUCACCCUAGUUAAUCUGCAGAUUAACUGAUUUCUGCACUUUAACUGUAAUAUAUAAAAAAAAUUAACUUCGCUUAUAUGGCACUGUAAUUUCACAAUAUAGGCACACAUCAGGGGUAUUGUACUUAAAAGAUGUAGCUGAGCAUAAUACAACAAGCAUGUAAAUAAAUGCAAAAUAAACAUUUUCUGCAAACUUUGAGAUUACCUGGUUUAAUAAUGUUGGCACGUUAAGGCAUAAUAUACACCAUAUGAUACUCCGGGUGUCUACUUUUACAAAUGGUAGGUGUUUGUAGGGUAAUACCAACAAUCAUAUUGCUAUAAUGCCUCAAAAUGAGAGAUGGUCCCAUCAAAUCUAUUAAUCAAAAUAACUGUGAAACCUGAAUUUUUUUUUUUCUUUGUUUUUAUAAUAAAUGAGAAUUUAUGUAUGUCACAUCAAAUAAAGAUCUUUUUGUCCUUUUAAAAAUGGUAUAUAAUGUGUUGGUGCAAUAAAUAAAAAAGAUGGAAUUUGCUGUUAAACACACACACACACAUUUCUUUGGUCCUGAGGUGGAAAAACAGGCAAAUUAAGCUAAUUAUGUAGUAUGAGGCUCUAUAUUCAUGCAGUGUUUCAUGUUUGGUAAAUUCCAUUAAUCUAACCAAAAAAACAUAAUGAAGCAGUUUUGGUUUAUUGAUCAUGCCCCAUGCAGUCUCUCACUGCUCAAUUCUCUGCCAGUUAGGAGUUAAAUCACUUUGUUUAUACAGGGAUUAGCACAGCCAUCCUUAAUGCUUCCUGUAAAGACUAGAUGUCUUCCCUAAUUUUGAAACUCAAAGGAACACUAUAGUCACCUAAAUUACUUUAGCUAAAUAAAGCAGUGCUAGUGUAUAGAUCAUUCCCCUGCAAUUUCACUGCUCAAUUCACUGUCAUUUAGGAGUUAAAUCACUUUGUUUCUGUUUAUGCAGCCCUAGCCACACCUCCCCUGGCUAUGAUUGACAGAGCCUGCAUGAAAAAAAAAAAAGAAAACUGGUUUAACUUUCAAACAGAUGUAAUUUACCUUAAAUAAUUGUAUCACAAUCUCUAAAUUGAACUUUAAUCACAUACAGGAAGAUCUUGCAGGGUCUAGCAAGCUAUUAACAUAGCAGGGGAUAAGAAAAUCUUAAUUAAACAGAACUUUCAAUAAAGAAAGCCUAAAUGGGGCUCUCUUUACAGGAAGUGUUUAUGGAAGGCUGUGCAAGUCACAUGCAGGGAGGUGUGACUAGGGUUUAUAAACAAAGGGAUUUAACUCCUAAAUGGCAGAGGAUUGAGCAGUGAGGCUGCAGGGGCAUGUUAUAUACACCAAAACUGCUUCAUUAAGCUAAAGUUGUUCAGGUGACUAUAGUGUCCCUUCAAUCUCUCUAAAACUGAACACACUUAACAUCCAAUCUGUUGUUAAAACUUGUCAAUUCCACCUUGAAAAUGUUGCCUGCAUCUAACCAUUUCUUACACAAGAUACUACUAAGGACCUUGUUCGUUCUCUGGAUUUUUCUCACAUUGCUUACGGCAAUCAGAAGCCGUACUGCCUUGCUAUAGUCUGUAAUAAAUGCUGCUGUCAGGCUGAUUUUCCUUUCCUGUCGCUCCUUUCAAACCUCACCCUUCUGUCAAUCCUCACAUCAGCUUCCUGUAGCCUAUAGGAGUCAAUUCAAAAUACUAACCCUUACCUAUAAACCCCUUAACAACCCUUGCCCCUGUUACAUUUCUUCAAUAAUCUGUAGGUAUGCCCCUUCCUGGUCUCUCCGCUCUGCUGAUGGCCUUCUCCUGUACGCUGCUCACAUCCCCUACUGAUGACUCAACUUGCAGAACUUCUCGCGGAUGGCUCCUUUCCUUUGGAACAACCUGCCUGCCCCCAUCAGACUCUUCCCUAGUCUGCAAUCGUUUAAGACAAGCAUGUUAAACGCAAAGGCUAGCAUGGGCCCAAAAAAAACAGGUUUAAGUUUGUGGGCUACAAAAACAAACUUUCAUAGAAGCCUAUGUUUAUUUUGAAAAGUACAGUAAAAAAAACAAAAACAAAUCCAGCAUCCCCCUCUAGACUAAAUCCUAGUCCCCCACCUGAAAAACACAAUAUUAACUAACAAGCAGACUCUACUCACAUUGCCGCUGCCAGUAUGCGACUCUGCUGUCCAGCCUCUGGUAUACCCCAAUGGCGCCGUCUGCAUCCUGUGAAAAAGCGAAUCCUCCCGAUACUCCUUGAAACCCUAUGAUGGUGGAGCACGUUGGCGUCCUGUCUGAAUAUGGCGUUGCGUGCCUCCGUGCACCUCUAGGUCCUCCACUGUCCAUCCGUGGCCAUCGCAACACUGACCAACACACACUCUGACAGACACACACAUUUACUCACUCUUGCACACACUCACAAAUCAUUUUAUUUAUUGUUCCCUACUUUUGGGAGCUGGUGUGGGGCCUCUCCUUGGGGUCCAUCCUCUCUCUGCAGUUCUCGCUUCCUGUUCCUCACUGCUCCCUCACACGCGCAGUUUAGUGAUGCUGGGCUGGAAAAAUUUUAUUUUCUGCAAUGUAGGGAGAGCAGGUGCCUACUGUGCCUUAACAUGUCACUCGUGGCUCGCUGGGUUGCAAAGCUAUUCAUUGUGGGCCGCGAGUUUGACAUGCUUGUUUUAUGAAGUCCCUCAAAACCCAUCUCUUCAGAAAAUCUUAUGGACUCCCAGAGUCCAUAUUUCACAUACCUGUCUCUUGGUCGCUCUUAAAGGUUAGACUCCACUCUCACCUUCCAGUUCUGCCAAUAAAAGUUAUUUCAAAUAUGAAAUCUUCAACUGCUUGCAAAUAUUAAGGAUAACUAUCAAAAUGAGUCUUUACGUUUAUAAAUCACGUUUUGAAUACAUUACUACUAACUAGUGAUUUAAUUCAUGACUGAUAUACAACGUGAGGGAUUCUAUUUGUUCAGUUUCCAUUCCUGGCAUUGCGGAGUUAUUUGGGAUUUGUUCAGAAAGUGUUUUAGCAGGAACACUCGAGUUUAUCUGAGUUUGAAGUGAGAGCCUCCAAAGAGAGGAUGUAAUAAGUAAUAAUAAACCACCACAGUCUUUCUUGCAUGAUUUCUCUGAGUUUCUGUUCAAAACAUUAUUGUAGAAAUAAAUAGUAUAUAUUUUUUGGCUAAUGCACAUUUAAAUAGGAUGGGGCAGACAAGGUGAGUUUAUGGAGCAAAACCACCCUCCCAAAUAAUAUACGCUGUGCCUACACCGUGCCCAAAGUGUUUGAUGCCCGGCAUGUCACUUCAGUAUAUAUAACCUACAAAUUAAUGUGCUGACUCCCUUGUGUAUAUAUAUAUAUAUAUAUAUAAAAAAUAAAUAUAUUUUUUUUUUUGUUCCUUCAUGUAAAAUAUUAUUUUCAAGCAUCAGAGACCACUAGGCAUUAUGAUCAUACUGGUCAUUUUAUGAGGCUUCUGUUGCACCCUAUUAAAGUAUUUGUUUAUAAUCCAAUGAUUUUCAUUAAAAGGUGCUUUCUGGAAGUAAAAUGUAAUUUAAAAAAGCAAAAAUCAUCAUAUUCUUCGUAGAUCACUUUAUUAAAAUUAUUUAUGAGCAUAGCAGUGGUAUCUGCUGGCAUGGAGAUGAAUUGUGGAUAAAACUUCGAAUUGCAAAGCCAUUUGUGGAUAUGUUCUGGCUGUUAAUCUUUCUUUUCUUAUUUAAGGAAGAACCUCACUUGGAUGUCCUCAUCAAUAAUGCUGGGAUCUUUCAGUGUCCCUACAUGAAGACAGAAGAUGGUUUUGAAAUGCAGUUUGGUGUCAACCAUUUGGGCCAUUUUCUCCUCACUCAUUUGCUUCUGAGCCUCUUGAAAAGUUCUGCUCCUAGUCGGAUUGUGGUUGUUUCAUCAAAACUUUACAAAUACGGCGAAAUCAACUUUGACGACUUGAACAGUGAGAAGAGUUACAGUAAAAGUUUUGGCUACAGUCGCAGCAAAUUGGCCAAUAUUUUGUUCACUAGAGAACUCUCCAGACGCUUGGAAGGCACGGGGGUUACAGUCAAUGCUCUGCAUCCUGGGAUUGUCAGAACUAAUUUAGGGAGAUACAUUAAUAUUCCUAUUUUGAUAAAGCCCUUGUUUAGCGUGGUGUCAUGGGCCUUCUUUAAAUCGCCAGAGGAAGGUGCUCAGACAUCUAUAUAUUUGGCAACCAGUCCAGAAGUUGAGGGAGUAUCUGGGAAGUACUUUGGUGAUUGCAAAGAAGAGGAAUUACUGCCCAAAGCCAUGGAUGAUUUAGUAGCUCGAAAACUCUGGGAUAUCAGUGAGAUUAUGGUUGGGCUUAUAAAAUAG
Molecule: messenger RNA, 8956 nt
Organism: Pelobates cultripes (western spadefoot toad)
Lineage: Eukaryota; Metazoa; Chordata; Amphibia; Anura; Pelobatidae
Source: the annotation of a GenBank genome assembly